UUGACUCCAAAUGUAUAAGUUUAAACAUUCAUUAAUAAUGAACAUAAUAGGUCUUCUUUCAUUUUAAUGUCUUCUUACAGGUCAACUUUGAGGCGUAUGAUGGAGUCAUCAGCUUUGUGAACGUUAAAAGUGUGCACUGGAGGUUUGUGUACAUACAUGCCCUGUCAAAAGAGAUUUUUGUGCUUGACCCUCAACGUGGCUGUGAUGAAAUGGAGGAGGCCAGACAGGCAGCACGCAAAUUUGGACAGUACUUCAAAAUGCGACACAAUCAGCAUGGAAGAGAGGACUGGGUGAACAUCCAGUGGAAACCUGCGACAAUUCAACACACAUUUCAAAGGGAUGGUGUGAGCUGUGGUGUCUUUGUGAUGCAGAUGGCCAAGAGUGUGGUUGAGGAAUUUCCAAGAAUCCCCCAAAUUGUGAAAAUCAAUCCCACAAAAAAACAGAUGUGUCAAUACAGGGGACAAAUGGCUCUGGAUAUUCUUAGAGGAUCAGUGUUGAGGGAUGAGUACUGUUCUGUGUGUGGACUUCGGGACCUUCCCCAAUCGAAAAAGACUUGUGUUUGGAUUCAGUGUGAAAGAUGCCAACGAUGGUUUCAUUUGGAGUGCCUCAAGAUUGCCAUUCCAGCAAAAGAUGUCCAGUGGUUUUGUGUGCUCUGUCUAAACCCUGCAGAUAGUCAAGCAUAAACACAUAUGCUGGAAAACACAAAACGUAAUCAUAGAGCAAAAGCAUCUGCAAAAGAUUUUUGUACAUUGAAUAAGUCUCUGUUUUGUGAUAAUGUGUGCUCCUGAUUUCUUGAAAUUAACAACCUGUAACUGAAACAGCACAUGCAAAUGUUUGUAAACCCCUAUUAAUGAUUAGUUCUCUCUUGUUUUAAUUGUAACAUUGUUGCUGCAGUGUAUGUUUAAAAUGACUACCAUUUAUUUUUUUACUUUAUUUUUUAUUUUA
Molecule: messenger RNA, 945 nt
Organism: Astyanax mexicanus (Mexican tetra)
Lineage: Eukaryota; Metazoa; Chordata; Actinopteri; Characiformes; Acestrorhamphidae
Exons: 6
Coding region: 210-683 (157 amino acids)
Source: RefSeq, a predicted model, not a curated record